GGACAGCGAGCUGGAGUGAAGAGAUAGCGGGUUGCUGUGUGACUUUUACAUUUCUCUUAGUGCCUGAGAAGUAAACUAAACCAAGGCGUCAAUUCAAGGGCAGAGACACUUUCAAACUUAUCUUCGGAGGCCACCAUGCUGGAGGACAAGAAGACCAAGGUAAAGAUCACCUUCUUGGUUAUCCUGGUGGGCAUCUCGUCCAUGUUGGCGGCGGUGGUGACGGACCACUGGGCAGUGCUGAGUCCCAGGGUGGAGCGGCUCAACACCACCUGCGAAGCGGCCCACUUCGGACUCUGGAGGCUGUGUAAAAAGAGUAUCUUCAUUGUGGAGGAAGACCCUCAGGGUAAAGGCUGUGGCCCUAUCAGCCUGCCAGGAGUCAAGAACUGCUCCUACUUCAAACACUUCACAUCAGGGGAAGAGGCUGAAGUUUUUGAAGUAAAGACUCAGAAAGGUCUGUGCAUCGUCAUCUCGGUGGAGAUCAUGAGGCAGUCGGUCAAACGCAUGAUUGACAGUGACGAGACCAUAUGGAUCGAGUACUACUAUUCGUGGUCCUUCGCUUGCGCCUGCGCCGCCUUCACCCUCCUCUUCCUCAGCGGCAUCAGCCUCCUCAUCAUCUCCAUGCCACACAUGCCCAGAAACCCCUGGGAGACCUGCAUGGACGCCGAACCAGAGCCCAUAGACUAG
Molecule: messenger RNA, 684 nt
Organism: Sinocyclocheilus grahami
Lineage: Eukaryota; Metazoa; Chordata; Actinopteri; Cypriniformes; Cyprinidae
Gene: cacng1b
Product: calcium channel, voltage-dependent, gamma subunit 1b
Exons: 3
Coding region: 136-684 (182 amino acids)
Biological process (GO): calcium ion transport; regulation of calcium ion transmembrane transport via high voltage-gated calcium channel
Cellular component (GO): L-type voltage-gated calcium channel complex; membrane
Molecular function (GO): calcium channel regulator activity
Source: RefSeq, a predicted model, not a curated record